AUAAAAAGUAAAUAAAUAAAGUAGUAUUAAAAAUAAACAUUGAUUUUAUUUCCAAAAAUAUACGCUACAACGGCUCACGGGUUGUGAUACUACUAGUGACUUAGUAAUGGGCUCCGAUGAUCUCAGCGACAAAAUCCACAAAGGAUUUCAAAUCAACUAUAUGAUAUUACGCGAUGCGGACACCGGCGGCGUGAUAUGGCAAGAGAACAAGGACUUUUCUGCACCAGAUGUGGAGCACGAGGCACGUGUGCCUGUCAAGAUACUGGAUAUGCGGGCGGUGUCGCGAGAAAUCAACUUUAGUACCAUUGAGGCAAUGGAGAACUUUCGUCUCGACCAAAAGGUGCUCUUCAAGGGACGCAUCAUGGAGGAGUGGUUCUUUGAGAUGGGCUUCGUGGGUGCCAACACGACCAACACUUGGCAGAGCACCAUUGAGGCGGCGCCAGAGUCCCAAAUGAUGCCAGCCAAAGUCUUAAAUGGCAAUGUGACAAUUCAAACCAGUUUCUAUGACAACGAGACACUCAUCACAAAAUCGGUUGUGCGCUUGUAUUACAUUUAAAAGAAAAAUAACAAAAACAACAAAACUAAGUGACGAACACGCUUACUGACAGCAAGUGUGGCGCUGUGUGGGCGACCUCUGCCACCCACACACACACACAUACCCAGAAAUUCUCACACACACACAUAAAAAAUCAUUCAUACUGCCCGCUUGCCAAGGCCUGCAUUGCAACAACAAUGUUUUGAAAUAUUUGGCAGUGAGUAUAUACUAUAUUCUAUAUGGACAGAAAUAAGUAGAAAGACAAAGAGUUUCGAUAUCUUUGCCGCAUUUGAAUGCAAUUGUUUAUGUAGUGUUUUAAGCUAGUUAAUAAUAAUAUUAUUAUAUGCACGCAGCAACGUAUGAAACUAGACUUAUGCAUUUUG
This is a messenger RNA of Drosophila busckii, 918 nucleotides long. RefSeq names its product probable cGMP 3',5'-cyclic phosphodiesterase subunit delta (gene PrBP). The record is from RefSeq and is a predicted model, not a curated record. Gene Ontology annotation, biological process: sensory perception of light stimulus. NCBI's taxonomy places the organism in Eukaryota, Metazoa, Arthropoda, Insecta, Diptera, Drosophilidae. The transcript has a single exon. Gene Ontology annotation, cellular component: cytoplasm. Bases 107 to 556 code for a protein of 149 amino acids.